GUAAUUUUGAUUUUGUUUAAAUAUCUCACUUCAAAAUCCAAAUUAACAGUUAAUCUAACAUCAGUCUAUAUUUAGAGUGUUGGUGACCAUGAAGUUCCUCUCGUUGCUGUUGUUUCUCAGUGUUUUGCACAACAAUGUCGAAAGUUCGAAAAUUUUAGUAAUUUCGUCAAUGCCUGCCCACAGUCACUACAUUUUGGCGUUCCGUUUGGCUAAAGAACUAGCCGAUAGGGAGCACCAUGUGACUCUCAUGAGUCCUUAUCCCCAAAAAACGUUGGUAAAGAACCUCAAGGAAGUCUCACUUGAAGAUACGAUUCCGUGGGUCAACGAAUUCAAGAAAAGUCUAUUCAAUAGUCCCAAAACCCUACUGUCAAAUGUGCAGGAAAACUGUGUGUUGGGAGGCGGAACGACUGAAUAUGCGCUAAACAAUACAAAUGUACAGAAACUAUUAAACUCAGGCGAAACGUUCGAUGUUGUCAUUUUAGAACAUUUCCUAAAUGAAGCCUUACUAGGGAUUGCACAUCAUUUCAACUGCCCAGUAAUUUUACUAGAGCCCAUACCAGCAAGCAAAAAGACGAAUUAUUUGUUUGCAAACCCUAGUCCCUCCUCUUAUGUGCCCGAUCUCAUGGGGACUUUCACAAAACGGAUGAGUUUCUGGCAACGACUUCAAAAUUUUAUUUCGAAUAAUCUUGACGCUGUUUUGAGAGAAUUUAUCUACCUACCAGUUCACAGAAAACUGUUCGACAAAUAUUUCAAAACUGGUAUCAACCUUAACGUUUUAUUACACAAUAUUAGUUUAAUGUUAACAACUUCGCACCCGAGUGUUAACGAUGCGAUCCCGCACACCCCCAAUAUGGUCGAAAUAGGGGGCUACCACAUCUUGCCCCCCAAACAGCCCCCGCAAGACAUACAAAAUUACCUCAAUAAUGCCUCUGAAGGCGUCGUUUUGUUUUCGAUGGGAUCCAAUUUAAAAAGCAAAGAUUUGACUUUGAACGUGAGGAAAGCAAUCCUAAAUUCAUUCUCGAAAAUCAGACAGAAAGUCUUGUGGAAAUUCGAGGCCGAUUUGCCGGAAGCUCCGGAAAAUGUGAGGAUUAUGAACUGGUUGCCUCAGCAAGACAUCAUAGGGCAUCCCAAUAUUCGAGCUUUUGUCACUCAUGGCGGUCUGCUGAGCACAAUUGAGGCGGUUUAUUACGGGAUUCCCAUAAUUGGUAUCCCUGUUUUCGGCGAUCAGAAAAGCAACAUUGCGGCAGCUGUGAGUAAUGGCUAUGCAAUCGAAGUGCCUUUAGCCGAAUUGACGGAGGAAAAGUUUUCCAGCGCUCUAAACGAGAUACUGAAUAACCCGAAUUGCUUCGACACAAUGAGCUCACUAGCGGUCAUUUUCUGGCUGGUGUGUGGUGUCCACAGUGAGAAAAUUUUAAUGGUUUCGACCGUGCCAACGUAUAACUACUUCAACCAAAUUUUUCGCUUGGUCGAAGAAUUAGUCAGUCGCAAACACGAAGUAACUUUUAUUAAUCCGUAUCCCUCCAUUGUCGAGUUAGAAAAUUUGGAAACAAUCAAUAUUGACUUGUCGAAAAAACUGGAACAGGUGAUGGUGAAUCGCGUCAAUUACGUGAAUUCGGGGGCAAUCGCCCGAACCCUGAACGCAUUUGAUGCGUCCUUUUGGACCACGGAACACGUACUGAGAGAUAAACAAUUCCAAAAAUUGUUAAACUCGACCAAAAAGUUUGAUUUAGUAAUAGUUCAGUAUUUUCUCAACGAAGCUAUGAACCAGCUCGGGCGACGUUUCAACGCCCCGGUUAUUUAUCUAUCACCAGUUGGAGAAACGUUCAGAACGAAUUUAUUUUUUGCGAGACCUUCGAUUUCGUCUUAUGUUCCAAACGACUUCUCGUCUUUCCCCGUCCAAAUGAAUUUUUGGCAAAGGACCGAAAACUUGGUCACUAAUAUUGUUAUAGAUUUGCUUCGGGAAUUUAUCCAGUUGCCCAAACAGCACAACUUGGCACUGAAAUAUAUCGGCAGUGGGUCUCAUCUGUAUAACGUUAGUUUAAUGCUGUGUAACGCUCACGCUAGCGUUCACAACACUUUCGUACAAACGCCGGCGAGUAUUUACAUUGGGGGUUAUCACAUUCGGGCCCCUAAAGCCCUCCCUACAGACCUACAGAACUAUCUUGAUAGUGCCAAACAUGGCGUUAUUUUAUUCUCAUUAGGGACUUUAACAAAAAGCAGUUAUUUAAAACCGGAAGCUCUCAAAUCAAUUUUGGGGGCGUUUUCGAGAAUGAAACAGAACGUAAUUUGGAAAUAUGAAGGUACUUUGCCUAAUGCGUCCAGAAAUGUAAAAACAGUCAAUUGGUUUCCCCAGCAAGACAUUUUAGCCCAUCCAAAUGUCCGCGCUAUGAUAACACAAGGAGGCUCCUCAACUAUGCUUGAGUGUGUUUAUUUUGGGGUUCCAGUGGUCGGUCUUCCCAUGCAUGCAGACCAAAACACCAACAUUGCUAGAGCUACUAGCCACGGUUACGCUGCUAAAGUCUCUUUGAACGAAAUUACAGAAAAUGCGUUUUAUGAAACAUUGCAAGAAGUAAUAAAUAAUUCAAAGUACAAGAAAAAUGUACAAAAGCGUUCCAAACUGAUGCAUGAUCAGCCCCUCAAACCCCUGGAUUUAGCUGUUUAUUGGAUCGAAUACGUGAUUCGGCACAAGGGGGCUCCACAUUUGAGGUCAGCAGGACUUGAUCUGAGGUGGUACCAGAGGGAGAUGAUUGACGUUAUUGCCUUUCUUACCGCUUGUGUGACGGCAAUAUUGGCGGCUGUUUACCUAACAAUUAGGAAAGUGAUCUGUGGGAGAAAAUCCGGCAAGAAACCGACGACUUUGGAGAAGAAAAUUAACUAACUUCUAGCACAUUUAGUACCAAUUGUGAUAAGCAACAAGGGCACCAUUAAUAUUUAAAUUGUAUGUGUUUAUUAUCACAUAUCACAAUUUUAUGCAACUAAGCAAAUAAAAGUCAACCAUACAUUCA
Tribolium castaneum (red flour beetle) is the source of this 3005-nucleotide messenger RNA. RefSeq names its product UDP-glycosyltransferase UGT5. The coding region runs from base 89 to 2878 and encodes 929 amino acids. Lineage: Eukaryota; Metazoa; Arthropoda; Insecta; Coleoptera; Tenebrionidae. The transcript has 7 exons. Gene Ontology annotation, molecular function: UDP-glycosyltransferase activity. The record is from RefSeq and is a predicted model, not a curated record.